AUGCCUCGUAAAGCCGUAUCAGACUCUGAGACUGAUAGCGAUGUGCCACUAGCUGGAGGAUUCAUCAAAGACGAUCCAGAUCUCAAGAAGAAGAAGAGAACAUCCACUGCUGCUACUGGGAACAGAAGAAGAUCAGGAAGACUUACUGCAUCAAGAAAAACACCGAACUAUCUAGAGUCAGAUGUCAGUGGCGAAUCUGAUAAUGAAGAUUUCCAAUUAGAUGCUGAUAAGGCUGCAGGUGGUAGCAGUACUUUGACAACGCCACCAGAUGAAGGUGAAGAAGAAGAGGAAGAAGAUGUCAAACCAACAAAGAAAAGAAGAGGUACUAGACAGAGCUCAUCAAGUGCAAAGAGAAGGCUCAAACAGAUUGAAGAUGAUUAUGAUGAAUACAAUGAUGAUCGUGAUGAAAAUUAUAAAGGUGCUGAUGGUGAUGAAGAUGAUGAAGAAGAUGAUAUAGUGGUGAUAUCUGGAAGAAGAAAAAACGGCUCCUUCGAUCAACCAAUAGAACUAGAUGAUGAACUUGAAGAUUUGAAGGAUGAAGAUUCAGAUGCCCCAUUAGCUGAAACUAAACCUAAAAAGAAAACAAGAAAACCAGCAACUAGAAAACCAAGAGAGAAAAAACCUAAAGUUCCUUAUCAUACAAGAAUGACACAUAAAUUAUAUGAAUUCCAUCCUGAUUUAAAAGAUGUUUUCCCAUCUUUAGAACUUGCUGAAAAGAUAAAACCUGAAAGAGCUGAACAACCCAAAGGUAUGAGUAUUGAUUUAUUACCGUUCCAAUUAGAAGGUUUAAAUUGGCUUGUGAAGCAAGAAAAUGGUAUUUAUAAUGGGGGUAUCUUAGCAGAUGAAAUGGGUAUGGGUAAAACUAUACAAACUAUUGCUUUAUUCUUGAAUGAUACAUCAAAGAAGCCAAACUUGGUUAUUGCACCAACUGUUGCUAUAAUGCAAUGGAAAAAUGAAAUUGAACAAUAUGCUGGUGAUUCAUUAAGUGUUGGUGUUUUCCAUGGUAAUGCAAGAUCAACUGAUUUCGAUGUUGUACUGACAACUUAUGCAGUUUUGGAAAGUGUUUAUAGAAAACAACAAUAUGGGUUUAAGAGGAAACAUGGAUUAGUUAAAGAAAAAUCGUUAUUACAUCAAACUCAAUUCUAUAGAGUUAUUUUAGAUGAAGCUCAUAAUAUCAAAGAUCGUCAAAGUAAUACAGCAAAAGCUGCAAAUAAUCUGAUGACUCAAAAAAGAUGGUGUUUAUCUGGUACACCUUUACAAAAUCGUAUUGGUGAGAUGUAUUCAUUGAUUAGAUAUUUAGAUAUUGAACCAUUUGGACAAUAUUUUUGUACAAAAUGUCCAUGUAGGUCAAAAGAGUGGAAAUUUACAGAUUGGAGACAUUGUGAUCAAUGUGGUCAUGUUCCAAUGCAACAUACAAAUUUUUUCAAUCAUUUUAUGUUGAAAAAUAUUCAAAAAUUUGGUAUUGAAGGUGAAGGUAAAGUUUCAUUUACAAAUAUUCAAUCAUUAUUGAAAAAUAUAAUGUUAAGAAGAACCAAAGUUGAAAGAGCUGAUGAUUUAGGUUUACCACCAAGAGUGGAGGAAAUUAGAAGAGAUUUCUUUAAUGAAGAAGAAAAAGAUCUUUAUCAAAGUUUAUAUUCUGAUUCCAAAAGAAAAUUUAAUGAAUAUGUUGCUGAAGGUGUUGUCUUGAAUAAUUACGCAAAUAUUUUCACAUUAAUUACAAGAAUGAGACAAUUAGCUGAUCAUCCAGAUUUAGUAUUGAGAAGAGUUAAAAACAAUGCAGAUCUAUCAACAGAGAAUUUAAAUGGUGUUAUAGUUUGUCAACUUUGUGAUGAUGAAGCUGAAGAUCCAAUUGAAUCUAAAUGUCAUCAUAAGUUUUGUCGUAUGUGUAUCAAAGAGUAUAUGGAAAGUUUUGGAGGUGAAGAGAAAGAAUUAGAAUGUCCAGUUUGUCAUAUUGCAUUAAGUAUUGAUCUUUCAGCUCCAGCUAUUGAAGUAAAUAAUGAUGAUUUCAAAAAAGGUUCAAUUGUUAAUAGAAUUAAAAUGGGUGGUGAAUGGAGGUCAUCUACAAAGAUUGAAGCUUUAGUAGAAGAACUUUAUAAAUUAAGAAGUGAUAGACAAACUAUUAAAUCUAUUGUGUUUUCACAAUUUACAAGUAUGUUAGAUUUAAUUGAAUGGAGAUUGAAAAGAGCAGGUUUUCAAACUGUUAAAUUACAGGGUUCAAUGUCACCUAUUCAAAGAGAUAAUACAAUUCGUCAUUUUAUGGAAAAUACAAAUGUUGAAGUUUUCUUGGUCAGUUUGAAAGCUGGUGGUGUUGCUUUAAAUUUAUGUGAAGCUUCACAAGUUUUCUUAAUGGAUCCUUGGUGGAAUCCAUCUGUUGAAUGGCAAAGUGGUGAUAGAGUUCAUAGAAUUGGUCAAUUUAGACCUGUUAAAAUUACAAGAUUUUGUAUUGAAGAUAGUAUAGAAUCAAGAAUUAUAGAAUUACAAGAUAAGAAGGCAAAUAUGAUUCAUGCUACCAUUAACCAUGAUGAUGGUGCAAUUAAUAGAUUAACCCCUGAUGAUUUACAGUUUUUAUUUAUGAAUUAG
Messenger RNA from Hansenula ciferrii, 2580 nucleotides. It is a transcript of the gene RAD16, whose product is annotated as DNA repair protein RAD16. The record is from RefSeq and is a predicted model, not a curated record. The coding region runs from base 1 to 2580 and encodes 859 amino acids. Gene Ontology annotation, molecular function: metal ion binding; ATP-dependent chromatin remodeler activity; ATP binding. The transcript has a single exon. Lineage: Eukaryota; Fungi; Ascomycota; Saccharomycetes; Phaffomycetales; Wickerhamomycetaceae.